GCCUCGCGCAGGCGUGGAACACCAAGAAGCGGCCGCUCUACCGCGUCUGCGCAGGCGCGACGUCCGCCGCUUGCUCCAAACGUGAGGGUGGGAGGGCGAGAGUGAGAGGGCGCCAGUGAGACCCCGGCGCUAGGCGCCUGCGACCCUAGGCUCGCGGCAGGCGGCGCGCCGCCCCGCCCUGCCCGUGCCGCCCCGCCUCCGGCGCGCGCCGAGCCGCGCCCUGCUCGUUCUCUCCUUCCGUGCGCCGCUCGGAGAGCCUGAGGGGCGGCGCCUUCUGCGGCCUGCCGGGCUGGGGGAUGUGAGGAGCCGCCCGCGGCCAUGGAGACGGGCCCGGCGCCCCUGGUGGCCCCGCCGCGCCGUCAUGGCGCCGCCGCGGCCCCCUCGCCACCGCCCCGGAGCUCCCGGGCCGGGCCCAUGGUGGUGAUGGCUCCAGGACCGCCGGUGACCACGGCCACCUCGGCCCCGGUCACCCUGGCAGCCCUCGGGGAGGCGCGGGCCGCCCGGGGUUCGGGACCGGUCGACGCGUGCAGCACUGAAGAGAAGACUCCGGAGGCCUCGUCCGAAGCCCCGACGACACAGGUCGCCCCUAUCCCGGAGCCUGUCUCGCCGGCGGCGGUGGCCUUGGGGGCAGACUCUGCGAAGCCCGAGGAGGCAAGAAUGUCCCCUGUCCCGGGACCCGGGACGCCCGCCGGAACCCCUACUAGGACGCCUUCCAGAAUGGCACCUGGGGCCCUGGCCGCCAAACCUCCGCUCGCCCCCAAGCCUGGAACCGCAGCGGCCUCAGGAGUGACUGUACGGGCUGCAGCAGGACAGGUGACUAGUGGACCUGGAACUGUAACAGCCACAUCAGUAUCAGCAGGACAGGCUGCCGAGGACCCCUCAGGGCCCAGCACGGGAGCUUCGGGGACAUGUGAGGCUCCGGUAGCUGUCGUGACGGUGACCCCAGCCCCGGAGCCUACUGAAAACUCUCAAGACCUGGGCUCCAUGUCCAGCCUGGGACCUGGUAUCUCUGGGCCUCGAGGGCAGGCCCCAGACACUCUGAGCUACUUGGACUCAGUGAGCCUCAUGUCUGGGACCUUGGAGUCCUUGGCGGAUGAUGUGAGCUCCAUGGGCUCAGACUCAGAGAUAAACGGGCUGGCCCUGCGCAAGACGGACAAGUAUGGCUUCCUUGGGGGCAGCCAGUAUUCGGGCAGCCUAGAGAGCUCCAUUCCUGUGGAUGUGGCUCGGCAGCGAGAGCUCAAGUGGCUAGAGAUGUUCAAUAACUGGGAUAAGUGGCUGUCACGACGUUUCCAGAAGGUAAAGCUACGCUGCCGGAAAGGGAUCCCCUCAUCCCUCAGAGCCAAGGCCUGGCAGUACCUGUCUAAUAGCAAGGAACUUCUGGAGCAAAAUCCUGGCAAGUUUGAGGAGCUGGAACGGGCUCCUGGGGAUCCCAAGUGGCUAGAUGUGAUUGAGAAGGACCUGCACCGCCAAUUCCCUUUCCAUGAGAUGUUUGCUGCUCGAGGAGGGCAUGGGCAGCAGGACCUGUACCGCAUCCUGAAGGCCUACACCAUCUACCGGCCUGAUGAGGGCUACUGCCAGGCCCAGGCCCCAGUGGCCGCAGUGCUGCUCAUGCACAUGCCUGCUGAGCAAGCCUUUUGGUGCCUGGUACAGAUCUGUGACAAGUACCUCCCAGGUUACUACAGUGCAGGGCUGGAGGCCAUUCAGCUGGAUGGAGAAAUCUUCUUUUCACUCUUGCGCCGCGCUUCCCCGCUCGCACAUCGGCACCUGCGGCGGCAGCGCAUCGACCCUGUGCUCUACAUGACGGAAUGGUUCAUGUGCAUCUUUGCCCGCACCCUGCCCUGGGCCUCGGUGCUGCGUGUCUGGGAUAUGUUUUUCUGUGAAGGUGUUAAGAUUAUCUUCAGGGUGGCUCUGGUCUUGCUGCGACACACACUGGGGUCAGUGGAGAAGCUGCGUUCCUGCCAAGGCAUGUAUGAAACCAUGGAGCAGCUGCGAAACCUGCCCCAACAGUGCAUGCAGGAGGACUUCCUGGUACAUGAGGUAACCAACCUUCCAGUGACAGAGGCCCUGAUUGAGCGGGAAAAUGCAGCCCAGCUAAAGAAGUGGCGGGAAACCCGAGGAGAACUACAGUAUCGGCCCUCACGGCGACUGCAUGGUUCUCGGGCUAUUCAUGAAGAGCGAAGGCGGCAGCAGCCACCCCUAGGCCCCUCCUCCAGCCUUCUCAGCCUCUCUGGGCUUAAAAGCCGAAGCUCUCGAGGGAUCCCUUCCCCACCCCCUCCUACCCGCAGAGCCAGUGCUGGUCCUGCUCCAGGGCCCAUGGUCACUGCUGAGGGACUGCACCCAUCCCUUCCCUCACCAACUGGCAACAGCACCCCUCUGGGUUCCAGCAAGGAGACCCGGCGGCAGGAGAAGGAGCGGCAGAAACAGGAGAAAGAGCGGGUAAAGGAACGGCAGAAACAGGAGAAAGAGUGGGAGAGGCAAGAGAAAGAACGGCAGAAGUGGGAAAAAGAACAAGAGAAAGAACAGCAGAAGCAGGAGAAGGAGCGGCAGAAGCAAGAGAAGGAGCGGCAGAAGCAGGAGAAGAAGGGGCAAGGCCGGAAGCUCUCCUUGCGUCGAAAGGCAGAUGGGCCUCCAGCGCCCCACGAUGGUGGGGACAGGUCCUCAGCAGCUGAGGCCCGGCAGGACGCUUACUUCUGACCUCAGCCUGGGGCUGGACUACAUGGUCUCCUCUUUGCCCUCAGCCAAGAGCAGGCCUGGCCCAGGGUGCUCCCUGGCAGCUGCCGUCCCUCUCUCUGAGAAAAGCAGCCCAAUUCCCCAUCUCCUUGCCAGCUGCUGCUCCCUACACAGUCAGGACAGCCACAGGGGCAUGGGCAGCUGUGACUGACUCUGGAGCCUCUUGCCUCCAAUUAGGCUGAGGUCUCGUAUUCCUGCCAGUUCUCACUGGCGUCCCCUCCUAGAUGCUGUCCUGAUUGGCCUCAUCACCAGGUGACUCUUGGCAAUGGGCAAUUUGCAGAUUCUUACACUCCAGUGGUUCCCCUAUCCACAAGUGGAGCUAGGUUCCUUUUCCCUUCUUCAGUCCUUCCUGCCCCUGUCCCUCUGAGGGCUAAGGCUUUCCUUGACCUACUUCUGGACAUCUCUGUGUUGUAAUUAUGUACAGAGGACCAGGCUGGCCCUUGGUGGGAGUGCUUGCUCUGUUGUCUGUCUUGGUUCUCCUUUCAGUGUUCCUGCACUCCAGUUUAUUUAAGGGGACAUGCACUGAAAUAGGAAAUGUGCCCCACUUCCUUUCCCAUCCUCUGGUCUCCUUGCUCAUCCAUCUUGCUCUGUAUUCUCAGGCUGCCUCUGCUUUGUCUCACCAAGACCCUUACCUUUCAUCUUGUUCCCUUCCAACCCUCAGGCCCCUCUCUGAGUAAGGAGUCUUCUCUUGAGCUUCAGGGGGUGGCACUCAAUGUUUACAUUCUCUUCUGUCUCAGCCCCCAUCCCUUGUGGCGCUUUGAGGAACCGGAAAAAGAACCUGCUGUUGUAUCUGG
Messenger RNA from Cavia porcellus (domestic guinea pig), 3524 nucleotides. RefSeq names its product TBC1 domain family member 10B (gene Tbc1d10b). NCBI's taxonomy places the organism in Eukaryota, Metazoa, Chordata, Mammalia, Rodentia, Caviidae. The record is from RefSeq and is a predicted model, not a curated record. Bases 319 to 2694 code for a protein of 791 amino acids. The transcript has 9 exons.